AACAAGUUAAUUAUCCCCCCUCUCUCUUAAAAAUUCAAUCUUUUCAAAAUCCCACAAUUUUAUAUAAGCCUAGCUUGCACCCCAUAUCCAAACCCAAAAAAGAUGACUCUUCCAGUUCCAGAUGUGGAGGUGAAGAAGAAGAAGAGUAAUGUGUUUUGGGGCAGAAAGUGGAAUUCUGUGGAUAUUGGGAUUGCUUGUGGGCUUGGGGCUAUUCAUUUGUUGUGUGCUUUAGGCCCUUUUACAUUCAACUGGGGUGCAUUUGGUGUUGCUGUGGGAUUGUAUGUCAUCACUGGCCUUCUUGGCAUCACUCUCUCUUUCCAUAGAAAUCUUUCUCAUAAGAGCUUCAAGCUUCCCAAAUGGCUUGAGUAUUUCUUUGCUUACUGUGGCACUCUAGCCCUUCAGGGGAAUGCAAUUGAGUGGGUGAGCACACAUAGAUACCACCAUCAGUUUGUUGACUCAGAAAAAGAUCCACACAGCCCAAUUGAGGGAUUUUGGUUUAGUCACAUGAGUUGGCUCUUUGACACUGAUCAAAGGUAUAGGGAGAGAAACAAUGUAAAAGAUUUAGAGAAACAACCCUUCUAUAAGUUCCUUGAGAAGACCUAUAUACUUCAUCAAUUGGCACUUGGAGCUUUACUCUAUGCAAUGGGUGGAUUUCCCUACAUUGUUUGGGGAGUAGGUGUGAGGACUGUGUGGGUUUACCAUAUCACUUGGCUGGUGAAUUCCGCGUGCCAUCUUUGGGGCAAACAAGUAUGGAAUACUGGUGACCUAUCACGAAAUAACUGGUGGGUGGCAGUGCUUGCAUUUGGAGAGGGGUGGCAUAACAACCACCAUGCCUUUGAGCAUUCAGCUAGACAUGGGUUAGAGUGGUGGCAAAUUGAUAUGACUUGGUAUGCAAUUAGGGUUCUUGAAGCACUUGGAUUGGCCACAAAUAUCAAAUUGUCUACACCAGCACAAAAGCAAAAGAUGGCCUUUGCUAGAUCAAAGCCUUUAAAUUAGUUGUGUAUGUACAUGGAGAGACAGGGCCUUACUUUCUGAAUUUGAUUGUACAAAUAAAAGGGUCAAAUAUUUUGUAAAUAAAUUCAGUAGUGUUAAUAUGAUAA
Salvia hispanica is the source of this 1100-nucleotide messenger RNA. RefSeq names its product palmitoyl-monogalactosyldiacylglycerol delta-7 desaturase, chloroplastic-like. Lineage: Eukaryota; Viridiplantae; Streptophyta; Magnoliopsida; Lamiales; Lamiaceae. The record is from RefSeq and is a predicted model, not a curated record. Gene Ontology annotation, biological process: very long-chain fatty acid biosynthetic process. Gene Ontology annotation, molecular function: palmitoyl-[glycerolipid] 7-desaturase activity. Gene Ontology annotation, cellular component: endoplasmic reticulum membrane.